UAAAAAAAUAAUUUGUUGAUGUAAAUGUUUUGGUUAAGUUCUAUUGUGAAAAUUAUCAAAAGUUAACUUUAAAAAUUUUAAGUGGCUAUCUCAAGGUCUAAUGUUUGUUUGGAUUCCCGCUAGUAGCAAUCGUCAAAUACAGACGGGAUUUUUAUGGUACUUACAAUGCUGAACCCAGCUCCCCAAAAUUGCCGCGAUGUGGCUAAAAAUGAAAAUCUGGAAAAGGAGUUGCAAGUAGAUAAAGUGGGGCCCAAGCCUGUUGAAAUUCUGGAUGGUGCUUUCAAUGAAGCUACAGAUGACGCUGAAUAUACUAAUAUGAAGCAGUUUAAAAUGAAAAGCAUAUCUCAUUGGCCCUACCAUUGUCCAAUUGCUUCUUGCAGACAAGUGUUAGGUGUAAAUUGCAUUCUUUCACAUUGUCUGGUGGAUCACACUAGUGAUUUAUGGAUGAAGGGAGUUCAAUGCAAAGAGAUCUAUAACAAGCAGCGUACUAUUAUAGAAAUAGAUGUCGGCAAAAUUGAAUUUAACAAAAGCAUUUGUCUUGGUUGCAUUAUGUAUGCGGGUUUGGCUGAGAAUGAUCGGAAAACUCUUCCUGGCAUACGUGGCUUAUGUGCGCAGAACGCUUUUCUUCCACCAAUGUAUAUGCAAUACAAAAAUCACAUGCCCAUUUUAAUAAUGUGCUGCAGCACUUCGUGGAAAGAAUGGAUUUCUAGGCGUGAAUUGAGAAAUAAAUUUGAAAACUCAAACCAUAAGGGCAAAGAAUUGUUGGUUUUCUGGUUAACUGGUCCUGAAACUGCUAAACCGGUUCAUCUUAUAAUGACAGUUUACAGCAAGAACUUGCUGUACUCCAAAAGUGUGAUUCUUUCUGUAAAACCACUGCGGGAACCUCAACAUCCAAAAGCUUUCUUCGUCAAAGAAGCUAAUUAUUUAAUGCUUACUGCUGGAGAAAUUGAAAAGGUCACCGAACAGUACUCCGCAAGAUUAAACCUUGAUUUUAUCAUAAAAGAGUUUUAAUAUACCUGCAAAUGUCUAUACGUACGCCUAGUAAUGUUAUACAUCUAUUGUCUAUUGAAAGCGUGUAAGUGCCAAAUGUUACGUAAUACAAAAUUAUAUGUUAUUAAAUUUAAAGUUAGAGAACAUAUAAUGAAUAAAUAAUUAAAAAUAGAUGAUUAUAUGUCAAACGGAAAUCAAGUAUCACUUUAUUAUAUAUUGUAAAUUUUACGAUAUUUAGUUUCCGUAACGAAAAUUAUUCGUAACCA
Messenger RNA from Teleopsis dalmanni, 1256 nucleotides. RefSeq lists its product as uncharacterized. NCBI's taxonomy places the organism in Eukaryota, Metazoa, Arthropoda, Insecta, Diptera, Diopsidae. The transcript has 3 exons. The record is from RefSeq and is a predicted model, not a curated record. The coding region runs from base 154 to 1011 and encodes 285 amino acids.